UGUGUGUGUGUGUGUUAGUGUGUGCGCGAGUGUGAGUGUGUCCGUGCGUGCGCAAGCCAGAGGAAAAUGUGAGCCUCGGAGCUCGCGCCGCGGACCCAGCCGGCGCUGCGCUGAAGAGAGACAGACAGACAGACAGACAGACAGACAGACAGACAGACAGGCAGUUCCAUUUUUUAAGAGACUCCGAAGUUAAGGCCCGGCCGUGGCCGCUGGGGUCGGGAUGGCGCCCAUGCUGUCGGCACCGGGGGACUAGGGAAGCGUCCGCGGGCGCGAGCUCGUCCUGGUGCACUGUCUGGGAGGGGCGACUCCUUCUGGAAGCCACUGAGCGGAGCCGCAGGGAGGGGGAGCUGUGCAGCCGCGGUCGCUGCGCUCAGUAUGGAGAGAGGGCGGAGGGCGUGACCGUGCGGUGCGAUCCACGCGGACGCCCGCGGAGCCCGAGGCGCAACUGGUGCGAGGCGGCUGCAGCGUCGCUCGGGCGGGCCGCUCGCCCCCGGGUGGCUUUGCCAGGCGGGGCGGCGAGUGCGCAGGGCCGGGCCUUUGCAUGAAGCCGCUGGACCCUUCGGAGCAGCAGCGGCAGCAGCGGCGGAGCCCGGCGCUUCGCGGUCCGAGGCGGGCGGCCCCGGGGUCCACGUCCUGGUGCCUGCGCGGCUGCGGACUCCCCCAUGGGCUGCAGCUGAGGCUGCCCGCGGCGGCCGGGCGCGGGGCGGGGGGCGCGGUCCAGGCCCGGAGGCGGCGGCGCCGGAGGAAGCGCAGGAGGCCGGGCCCGGGAGGCGGGCAGCGCUGCGCCACAGCCCCGGGCUCGCCAUGCUCCUGGCCUCGGCCGUGGUGGUGUGGGAAUGGCUGAACGAGCACGGCCGCUGGCGUCCCUACAGCCCGGCCGUCAGCCACCACAUCGAGGCGGUGGUGCGCGCGGGUCCCCGCGCCGGGGGCAGCGUGGUACUGGGCCAGGUGGACAGCCGGCUGGCGCCCUACAUCAUCGACCUGCAAUCCAUGAACCAGUUCCGUCAAGACACGGGGACUCUACGUCCAGUCCGCCGAAACUACUACGACCCGUCCUCGGCGCCUGGGAAGGGUGUGGUGUGGGAGUGGGAGAAUGACCAUGGUUCCUGGACACCCUAUGACAUGGAAGUGGGCAUCACCAUCCAGCAUGCCUAUGAGAAGCAGCACCCCUGGAUUGACCUCACUUCCAUCGGCUUCAGCUACAUCAUUGACUUCAACACCAUGGGUCAGAUCAACAGGCAGACCCAGCGCCAACGCCGCAUCCGCCGCCGACUAGACCUCAUCUACCCCAUGGUCACCAGCAGUAUGCCUAAGGCUCAGUCCUGGCCAGUCAGUCCUGGAACAACCACCUCCCCCCCUGCACCGCCCUGUUCCUGUCCACAAUGUGUUUUGGUGAUGAGUGUCAAGGCUGCUGUGGUCCAUGGGCGCACUGGGCCCCUUCAGCCUCCAGGAACACGCAAGAACAUGGCUCCCUCUGGAGUGGGCAAGCUGCCCCCACCACCCGGCCCUGGGGCAAAGCCACUAGACUCUGCAGGCACCAUCCGGGGCCCAGGGAAGACUGCCCCAUCCCAGGUGAUCCGCAGACAAGUCUCUAAUACACCAGCUGGGGCAACCGUAGGCUCCCCCACCAGCCCACAAGGAAGCAACAGGAAGACUGGAAGGGUGGCUCUGGCCACUUUGAAUCGGUCCAACCUGCAGCGACUGGCCAUUGCCCAGUCCCGGGUGCUGAUUGCCUCGGGGGUCCCCACUGUGCCUGUAAAAAACUUGAAUGGGUCCAGCCCUGUCAACCCUGCCUUGGCAGGAAUCACCGGGAUCCUCAUGAGUGCAGCGGGACUGCCUGUGUGCCUCACAAGACCACCGAAGUUGGUCCUCCACCCACCCCCUGUCAGCAAGAGUGAAAUAAAGUCUAUCCCAGGGGUCUCUAACACAAGCCGCAAGACCACCAAAAAACAGGCCAAGAAAGGUAAAACCCCAGAGGAAGUACUAAAGAAGUAUCUGCAGAAGGUCCGACACCCCCCGGAAGAGGACUGCACCAUCUGUAUGGAGCGUCUCACAGCGCCCUCUGGCUACAAGGGCCCACAGUCUACAGUCAAGCCUGACUUGGUGGGAAAGCUGUCCAGGUGUGGCCACAUCUACCACAUCUACUGCCUGAUGGCCAUGUACAACAAUGGGAACAAGGAUGGGAGUUUACAGUGUCCAACAUGUAAGACCAUUUAUGGUGUCAAGACAGGCACCCAGCCUCCAGGAAAGAUGGAAUACCACCUCAUCCCCCACUCCCUGCCUGGCCAUCCGGAUUGCAAGACCAUCCGGAUUAUCUACAGUAUCCCGCCUGGCAUUCAGGGACCAGAACACCCAAAUCCUGGGAAGAGCUUCAGCGCCCGUGGCUUCCCACGGCAUUGUUACCUUCCAGACAGUGAGAAAGGGAGAAAGGUUCUGAAGCUGCUUCUGGUGGCCUGGGAUCGACGUCUCAUCUUUGCCAUUGGAACCUCCAGUACCACGGGCGAGUCUGAUACUGUCAUCUGGAAUGAGGUGCACCACAAGACAGAAUUCGGUUCUAAUCUCACUGGCCAUGGCUACCCAGAUGCCAAUUAUCUGGAUAAUGUGCUGGCUGAACUAGCUGCCCAGGGUAUCUCUGAAGACAGCGCUGCCCAGGAAAAGGACUGAGGUGGGAGGGUACUGGGGACUGCUGAGGAGUCAUGGUGGAAGUCGAUGCCGUGCCUCCUGACUCCCUCAUUUCCCUUCUGGUUCUGUCUCCACUCGUCAACUCUCUCAGUCACAGAGGGAGCUAGAUUAAAGUGAUGUCAUUCAUAAAUUUUUUCCAACACAAGCAGGAUGUGGGAUGAGGGCCACCCCCCACACACUUGUCCCCAUGGAGUUUUCAGUGCUGGGCAGGUAAGAACCUGCACCUCUGCCUUCCCUUAAGUAGGGGAUGUGCUCAGCACACUUAGGAAUGGGCAGUGUUGAAGCAUGGAGUUUUCAGUGCUGGGUAGGUAAGAACCUGCACCUCUGCCUUCCCUUAAGUAGGGGAUGUGCUCAGCACACUUAGGAAUGGGCAGUGUUGAAGCAUGGAGUUUUCAGUGCUGGGUAGAUAAGAACCUGCACCUCUGCCUUCCCUUAAGUAGGGGAUGUGCUCAGCACACUUAGGAAUGGGCAGUGUUGAAGAACUCUACCCUGGCCUUGUGCAGCUGAGAUCCCUUGCCUCAGCUGGCUUCUUGCUGCUUCCACUCCGCUUUGAGAGCAGAGUUUCUGCUUUUCUCUUUUCCUCUACUGGAGUCAGGGAGCUCUCACUGUGCAAGAUUGGGGAGAGCGGUGUAGACUGCUGUGACAUCAGAAAUGGGAUGCCUUGGUGUAGAGGAAGGAAGCAGUUCAUGCUCAGAGGGUCAGUGUCAAAAGCCUCUGAGAGCAUGUUCAGCUCUCAUUAUUGUCCCUGGCCUCUCUGGGCCCUCCCCUCCUCCUGUCAUUGACCUGUCCAUAGACAUCUGGUUUUCUCAAGUGGAUGGAAGGACUCAGGGAUUCCCCUUUGGGGUGGCAUCCCGUGAUGCUGUUUCCAACCCCUCUCUGAUCCAACCAGAGCCUGCAUCCCACUGAGCAUCUGUACUAUCCUCAGGGAGAGGAGCCCACAGCCUUCUUCCCAACUCAUCUCAGACUAGCUCAGUUUCAUGAAGUCACUGUGAGUUGGAGCCCAUCCUGGGCUCUGUGUCAUCUGUGUCUGUGCCUAUGUUUGUGUGGGUAUGUGUGCAUCCCUGGGCUAGGUUGUUGGGAAAGUCCCAUCAUGUCCUUGAGUUCUGUUUCACAUGCCACAUCUCAGUUCUGUUGGGGAUCUAAUAGUAAAGGUGUGGCCCUUUGAUUUUUCUCACCCUUUGCUAGCUCAUCUCAUGAUAAACUUGGACCCUGAUGUGCACAGACCUGCACUUGGGAAGAUGUGUUGAUGUGAGAGCUAUGUUGACCUUUCUCUUUCUUAUUGAUAUGAGAUUAGAGCCAACCACCAUCCAGUCUUGUUUGUAUGAGAGCUCAAUUCAGAUUUGCUAAUUCAAGGCCAGAGAUGUUACUGGUCCCCCUUUCUCCACACCCCAUCUAGUAGAGACUGACCAAAUGCAGGUGAUGGAAACCUCUUUAGUUCAUGGUUAGAAAUGCAUUCUAGUCUUCUCUAACCUGUAUCUGGGUGUUGUGACAAGAUCCAGUGUAUCCCCAAUAUCUUCUCAUCUUUGGCUCCAUGAAAGAAUGGUGUUUGGUAAAAGAGAAUGAAAAUCAAGAAGGGAAACCAAUUUCUCCUUUGGAAGUGGGUUCUUUGACUGUGUUUGGGAAAAGUGUCUCUGGAUACUAAUUUGAAUUUAUGUACCUCAUGUUUUGAGGGUUUGACAUAUAUAUGUGUACAUAUAUAUGCAUAUAUAUACAUGAAUAUAUACAUAUGCAUAUAUUGUUCAUAAGAUUUUAAAGGUUUUGACUCUUGAAGGAAUAAAAGAGAGGGGGGAAUAAAAGAACCUUGCACAAGGUACUUGAGUUAGAACUGGAGUCCACACUUUCACAACUCCCUGCUCUUUUGGGGCCUCCAGCAUUGUCAAUAUUGCUGUGGCCUAUGGAAUCACUCCAGUGCUCCCCAACCAGUUCCCUGGAACAUGCUGGUGCUGAAUCUUCUUUCACUCUACAAAUGGCUAAUGGAACUUUAAUUGCUUCCCACUAGGGGGAGCUGUGGUAGGAGAAAAUGUUCUGCCAUCUUAGUCCAAGAUGGGAGGCCAUUUUGCCUCACUAGCAGACCAGGAGACUGCUGAGGUCCUUGAGCCAUGGGGAAAGCUUCUACCACAAUAGAGAAAGAAAUGUCAGAACUAAAUGGAAGGCAUAUGUCAUGGAAUUAAAAGUCACGUCCAUGUCUCUUGUCAGGCUAACACAUUUCAGAAAUUAUCAGAGCCCCACUGAGGGCUUGCAGUCAUUUUUGCCUUCAGUGCCCCGCAUCUUGGCAACAGGGAUGAGAAGAUACAUGGGAGCCCAUGGGCAGGAAAAGGAGGCAGUGGGAAGCAAAGGAAUGAAAAUGGGCUCCCGAGAUGUGGGAAUGGGCAGCAGGGUACAGUCUCACAAGGCAGAGGAAAGGGUAGCCCAAGUCAGAAGAAAUAGGACCCAAGUGGACAUCUAAGGGGGUGAUUGUUCUUGGAAAAAACAAAACAAAGCAAAGCAAAAGAAUAUUUUGAGAGUUAGUCUUCAUGCCUUCAAGAAUUUCCACAGAGGACUUUGAAAUGUCUAUGCCCCAUUUCCUUCUUCUCUGCGGAUGCUCUGAGGGGCUACCUCAUCCUCGUCUUUCACUCUUUCAACUUUCUGGGCUUUAGGAACCUGGGAAUUCUCAACAGUGUACUACUGUCAGUCAAAGCGAUGGCUAGUACCUUGCUCUUCCUCUUGUGCCAACACAGAAAGACACAGAAUUGAUUUUGGUGAGAUUGGACACUGGGCACCUGCUACUUUGACCCAGGGUGCUUCCCCAAGAGAAGCCCCAGUGUGCCUUGCUGGGCCAAGCAGGGUCACCAUGCUUUUCCUUUCCUGCCUCAGCGCCAGCGGCUCUGUUCUCCCGCUCUGAGACUCCAGGGAUGCCAAUGGGAUUGGAGACACACCUUGUGAGAUGCUCAUCCCUUGAAGUUAUGUGCUGUAUCUGUGGCUGUCUGUGCCUUUGUGCUUCCAUUCCCCUCUCCUUAUGUAAGAUUCAGAGUUCUCUGUGGUUUUAAACUUGGUCAAAGGUACGUGUCCUGGUACUACAGUGUUGCGUGCAUGAGAGGUUUGGGAGAAGGCUGGCAUGGCUCAAGAGACAACCACUGCCCCCUUUGCUUGUUGGUGGCCACUUACAUCUCACAGGGGGUUUCUGGGAGAGGGCUGGUCAAUGUCCAGAUGUCAGGUGUUCUGUUUGUAACUGCUGUGAUCUCAAGUUCUUGGUGUUGUUCUAUGAGAGGACAUCGCCCCCUGGUGCUCAUGAGGUGUAUGUGCAGAACAAUAAAUGCAAAUGAACAAGCACAAA
Molecule: messenger RNA, 5995 nt
Organism: Mesocricetus auratus (golden hamster)
Lineage: Eukaryota; Metazoa; Chordata; Mammalia; Rodentia; Cricetidae
Gene: Dtx4
Product: deltex E3 ubiquitin ligase 4
Exons: 9
Coding region: 805-2664 (619 amino acids)
Biological process (GO): protein ubiquitination; Notch signaling pathway
Cellular component (GO): nucleoplasm
Molecular function (GO): zinc ion binding; ubiquitin protein ligase activity
Source: RefSeq, a predicted model, not a curated record